UAAUAAAAACUGUAAAAGAAACUAUCGUACAUCGGAUAAAACUAAAGUGCUCAGAAAAAUAUUUGAUGCAAAAAUAAAUCUACUACAUACAAUUGAAGAAGCAAAAUUAAUCUUUGAAUCACUUAAAAAACAAUACAACUUUGAUAAACUCUACGAAAUACUUGACAAUCUACAAGAUACCUCUGACAAAAAAGUGAAUGCCCGAACACACCACAACAAAAAGAAUACACACCACACCAUACUCCAAGCACAUCU
Racocetra persica is the source of this 255-nucleotide messenger RNA. NCBI's taxonomy places the organism in Eukaryota, Fungi, Glomeromycota, Glomeromycetes, Diversisporales, Gigasporaceae. The record is from the annotation of a GenBank genome assembly.